Messenger RNA from Trifolium pratense (red clover), 2207 nucleotides. Its product is annotated as methionine--tRNA ligase, cytoplasmic-like. Gene Ontology annotation, molecular function: ATP binding; methionine-tRNA ligase activity. The record is from RefSeq and is a predicted model, not a curated record. Lineage: Eukaryota; Viridiplantae; Streptophyta; Magnoliopsida; Fabales; Fabaceae. The transcript is spliced from 13 exons. The coding region runs from base 79 to 1965 and encodes 628 amino acids. Gene Ontology annotation, cellular component: aminoacyl-tRNA synthetase multienzyme complex; cytosol. Gene Ontology annotation, biological process: methionyl-tRNA aminoacylation.
AGCAUAAAAUAAAAGUUUGAAUUUGAGAAGAAUUUUCUUUCUCGCCCACCAAAUUCCAGAACGUAUCAAAAAAUCAAAAUGACGGAAAACGGAAAAGCGGCGAAGGUUCCGGUGGACGGAAAACGUAAUAUUCUGAUAACGAGUGCUUUGCCUUACGUCAACAACGUUCCUCAUCUCGGCAACAUCAUUGGAUGCGUUUUGAGUGCCGACGUGUUUGCUCGUUACUGUCGUUUGAGAGGUUACAAUGUUAUAUACAUUUGCGGUACUGAUGAAUAUGGAACUGCUACUGAAACUAAAGCUUUGACGGAAAAUUGUUCCCCUAAAGAAAUUUGUGACAAGUACCAUGCUAUUCAUAAGGAAGUUUAUGAAUGGUUCAAUAUAAGUUUCGAUAAAUUUGGGCGGACCUCUACACCUGAGCAAACUGAAGUUUGCCAGUCAAUUUUCAAAAAGAUAUUUGAUAACAAAUGGCUAUCUGAGAGAACAGAAGCACAGUUAUACUGUGAUACAUGUGAAAGGUUCUUAGCCGAUCGGCUAGUGGAAGGUACCUGCCCGCACUGUGAGUAUGAUCCUGCUCGAGGAGACCAAUGUGACAAAUGUAGCAAGGUUCUUGGUCCAAUAGAGUUGAAGAAUCCCAGGUGUAAGGUUUGUACAAAAAGUCCUCGUCUUCGUGAUACAGAUCACCUCUUUAUUGAGCUCCCUCUAUUGCAAGAUAAAUUGGAAAAGUACAUCAAUAAGAUGUCCGUGGACGGAUCAUGGUCUAAGAAUGCUAUUCAAAUAACAAAUUCAUCGCUCAGAGAUGGAUUAAAACAAGUUUGUAUUACCAGAGAUCUUAAGUGGGGGGUUCCUGUUCCGCAUGAAAAAUACAGUAACAAGGUCUUCUAUGUUUGGUUUGAUGCACCGAUUGGAUAUAUAUCAAUCACGGCAUCCUACACACAUGAAUGGGAGAAAUGGUGGAAAAACCCAGAGAAUGUGGAGCUGUAUCAGUUUAUGGGAAAGGACAAUGUGUUAUUCCACACUGUAUGUUUUCCAUCUUACCUACUCGGAACCGGUGAAAGUUGGACUUUGAUGAAGACUGUUAGUGUUACUGAUUACUUGAAGUAUGAAACAGGCAAGUUUUCUAAAAGCAACGGCGUCGGGGUAUUCGGUAACGAUGUGAAAGAUACUAAUAUUCCAGUUGAAGUAUGGAGAUAUUACCUUCUCAUAAAUAGGCCGGAGGAGGGAUCAGAUGCAGACUUUACAUGGCCUGACUUGCAAGCAAAAUUAAAUAACGAGUUGCUGAAUAAUUUGGGAAACUUCGUCAACCGAGUUCUGAGUUUCAUUGCCAAACCUGCAGGUGUAGGAUAUAAUUCCAUUAUUCCCAAUGUUCCUGAUGAUGUAAGCGGUGACUCGCAUAAUCCAACCAAAGAAUUGGCCGAUAAAGUUUCUGCAUAUUUGGAUCAAUACAUAGAAGCAAUGGAGAAGGUUAAACUAAAGCAAGGAUUAAAAAUUGCAAUGAGCAUAUCUAAAGAGGGGAAUGCAUAUUUGCAGCAAACCAAAUUUUGGCGCCUUUACAAGGAAAACCAAUCUCUCUGCUCCCUUGUUAUCAAAUCUGCUGCUGGAAUUGCAUACCUUCUUGCUAUUUUACUGGAACCUUUUAUGCCAUCUUUCACUCUUGAGGUAUUUAAGCAGCUCAAUUUGUCUCCGGAGAUACAUCUUUCACUUUCUGAUGAUAAAGAUAUUGAUAGAGUAAGAAGACCUUGGGAUAUCCUAAGUGCUGGUCAUAAAAUUGGAAUACCCAAGCCAUUGUUCAGAGAGCUGAAAAAUGAAGAAUUGGAGUUCUACAAGAAUAAGUUUGCAGGGAGUCAAGCUGAUAGGAUUGUACGUGCAGAGGCGGAAAAGGCUGCCGAGCAAUUGAAGAAAACAACAAUUGUUGCAACAGAUGGCAAAGGGAAGAAGAAAAACAAGUCUGCUGCUCAACAAUUUUAAAAACAAGUCUGCUGCUCAACAGAUAGCAAAAUCAUGUUUGGAUUGAUGCAUUACUAUUUUGACUGUAAUUUGACAUCUAGGAUAGUAUAAGGAAAAUGAUAAAUACAACGAAGGAUUUUUCCACGAAUUCAUCACGAUAGUGUAAUUUAACCACAUAAUACCACACCUAGAUUCCACCAAAUCCGGGAUUUAUGUGUUAACAAAACUGCUUUGCCAUUGUGUUGUAUAUAGGCAUUCUGAAA